AUGCAGGUACCAAGCGCGCGGCGCUUCGUCACGGCGCUGUGCGUGCUGCUACUUGCCAGAAAAGGCGUGCAGAAGCUCCGUCUGCUUGUUAUGUCGAUUGUGACGCAGGUUCAUGCGCUUAAAGCGACUCAAUCGUCUGCUGCGCCGUCUUGGCGACUCUUGAGCGUCUUGUUGAGCGAUUUGAGCACUCAUCGUGUGCAUAAAGUGCUCAUAGCCGGGAAUCACUGCGUUGUUUUGCUCAAAAACAGUCUGGAGACGUACAGGGUGUUCGUGCCGCCCUACACUGCAGGCAGCAGCUUUAUUUUGGAUGCACUCACGCGUUCUGGCGUGGAAUUUGGCGCGGUGGCACCGUCGAGAUCCAAGAUAUUUGUGCCAAUUGCAGUGGCGCUCAUGCCUCUUCUCUACUUGGGACUUAGCUACAAGAUGCUGCGUGGAAUUGUGGGCACUGACACGGGAGCUGUGGGCAAAGACGGGGUGAAGAAAACGAGAAAACAGCACGAGAGUCAACGGAUCACGUUUAAGGAUGUCGCGGGAAUCGAUGGAGCUAGACAGGAGUUAGAAGAAGUAGUCGACUUUCUGCGGUACCCAGCUCGGUACCUGGCUAUUGGGGCCAAAGUACCAAAAGGAGUGCUGCUCUGUGGCCCAUCGGGAACGGGCAAAACACUCUUGGCUCGAGCUGUAGCUUCCGAGGCAGGUGUCGCAUUCUUGUUUUGCUCCGCCUCAGACUUUGUGGAGACGCUGGUGGGAAGAGGAGCUGCCCGAGUGCGAGACCUCUUCACGCAAGCCUCGCAGUCCCCGCAAUGUAUUAUCUUUAUUGACGAGAUCGAUGCGCUGGCAAAAGUCCGUGGUGGAUUGAACUCGAACGACGAGCGUGAGCAGACAUUGAACCAGCUGUUGACUGAGAUGGAUGGAUUCGAAGGCAAAGGCGAUGGGAUUAUCCUGAUUGCUGCUACAAAUCGUCCGGAAGUGUUGGAUCCGGCAUUGUGUCGCCCUGGUCGCUUUGACCGCCAUGUCUACGUCGGCUUGCCCGAUGUCAAAGGACGUGAAGAUAUACUGAAGGUGCACUGUCGUAGUGUGCGUCUGGACAGCGAAGUCGACCUAUCUGUUGUCGCGGAGGAAUGUGGUCAUCGUGGUCAGCGCUCAGGAGCUCAGUUAGCAAGUCUGGUCAAUGAGGCUGCAUUGUUGGCAGUGCGUCAAGGAGAAACGAGCAUUAAACACGCGCAUUUCAAACUCGCGAUGGAUCGCGCUUUUGAGUCGCAGUUGCGCACCAUUUCUGGAUCGUCAUUCGAGCUGACAUUAGAGAACGAAUCGUAG
Molecule: messenger RNA, 1314 nt
Organism: Hyaloperonospora brassicae
Lineage: Eukaryota; Oomycota; Peronosporomycetes; Peronosporales; Peronosporaceae
Source: the annotation of a GenBank genome assembly